Neohortaea acidophila is the source of this 462-nucleotide messenger RNA. RefSeq lists its product as uncharacterized. The record is from RefSeq and is a predicted model, not a curated record. NCBI's taxonomy places the organism in Eukaryota, Fungi, Ascomycota, Dothideomycetes, Mycosphaerellales, Teratosphaeriaceae. The annotation marks the transcript as partial. The transcript has a single exon.
GAAACGCGCGACAAAGCCGCCGACGCCGACCUCGAAGCCUUCCUCUCCUCCCUCUCCCCCGGCGAGCAAACCACAACCUCCGAUCCCACCACCGCCACCUCAACAACAACCCCAGCCCACCACGACCGCAUGCUCCCCGACGGCACCCUCAACAUCCACCCCUCCGCCCUCUACCCGCGCACAAUGUCAUGCCGCCAAGCCUUCGACUCCGCCUUCUACUGCCAAUCGCUCGGCGGCAAGUUCAACGACAUCUACCGCUUUGGAAGUCUGCAGUCCUGCAGCGAGCACUGGGGCGCCUUCUGGUUCUGCAUGCGCACGAAAUCGCUGCCCAAGGCGGAGAAGGAGGCGCAGAUUGCCGACUACUAUGCUAAGCGUGAGGAGCGGCGGAAGCGCGAGUUUGGGAGUAGUGAGGCUGUUUGGGAUGUGAGGGAGAAGCCGGUUGUGCGGGCUUUUGGGCGGGAU